Messenger RNA from Notechis scutatus (mainland tiger snake), 3021 nucleotides. Lineage: Eukaryota; Metazoa; Chordata; Lepidosauria; Squamata; Elapidae. The record is from RefSeq and is a predicted model, not a curated record.
CUUAUUUUGCUGACCUCGGAAGGAUGGAAGGCUGAGUCAACCUUGAGCCUGGUGAGGAUCGAACACCUGGCAGGGGCAGAGUUAGUCUAUAAUGCUGCACUCUAGCCACUAUGCCACCGCGGAUGAUUGGGAUGUGAUUGGCUGGUCUAAGGCCUUAUCUGGUCUUAUCUGCAUGAAUUUCAACACUCUCUUUGAUUUGAUGGGAGCCAGUUUAGGUUUAGUGGUUAAGGCACCAGGGUUGCAAGCUGGAGACCGAGUUCAAGUCCUGCCUUAGUUGUGAAAGCCAGCUGGGUGACUUUAGGCCAGUCACUCACUCACAGCCCAACCCAUCCCACAAGGUGGUGGUUGUGGGGAAAAUAGGAGAAGGCAGGUAUCUUGGAUAUGUUCAUCGCCUUAAGUUAUUUGUAAACAUAGUAAAGGCAGGAUACAUGUAAGUAAAUAAAAAAUAAAUUUUGGGGCAGAGAGGCAAUUUGAACUGGGGUGUUGGACCUGCAUCAAGAGGGAGCAGUUUUGCUCUGAUUACACCAACCCUGUUUCCACCAGUACAUUCAUGGGAAUUCUUAAGCUAAAAGAUUCAAUUGCAAUAUGUUAAAUAAUUCUUCUUAGUGCUGAGGUGAGCCAAGGGUGGAACAAGCUCUGGAUCUUUGAGACAGAGAAAAUUAGCAAUAGAUCAUGUACCUCUUACUGGCAUAGACUCUUAGAGAUGGUAUAUGCCUUGGAAGCCACUGAAUCUGUUCAAAAUAGGCACAGUCCCUAGGCCAUUGCUUUCACUGCUGAAUUCUUCUUAUCAUUAGAAAGGUUGUCCUAACACUCAGUUGGGGUAUGCUUUCCUCUGACUUCAGAUUACUGGUCCAUGCUGUGCCUUCUGGGGUGAUGGAAACAAGGCCCCUUCUUUUCAUACAUUUGGAAACUGCCGUCUAAAUAUCCCCAGUCUCUUCAGUCUCUCCUCACUGACCUUAAAAACAACCACAACAGUGGGGCUCUUGAGUUGCAAGGAGAGCUGAAUCAUGUUUCAAAGAGCCAUCUUGGAGUACAUUCAAGAUUACAGUACAAAAAGCAGGAUGUUGAACAUCACUUGUAUCUCAUGACUAGAGCAAUGUUAUUAUACAUAUUAAAUACUCAUCCUUAUAAUGCCUUCAGUAUGUAUGCCAAAUGUAUAGGACCAUUUAAUUGAUUAUAAUAGUUGCCCAGUGUGUAGAACCAGAGAGCUGAUCAGCCAGGCACAUGUUCCAAUGCAGCCAGCACACGGGAUAUAAAACUAGAGUGACCUGAUAAGAGUGGGACAUACUUUGAUACCUUAUCUGUCCUUUCACACCUAGACUGGCCAGUUUGAGCUGCGAGAUGAGGCCACAGCAGCCGCCUGUUGCCAGCAAAGUCUUCAUCCAAAGGGACUACAGCAGUGGCACCAAGUGCCAGUUCCAGACCAAAUUCCCCUCAGAGUUGGAAAAUCGGAUUGACAGGCAGCAGUUUGAAGAAACUGUAAGGACCUUGAAUAACCUUUAUGCUGAAGCGGAGAAACUUGGGAGCCAGUCCUACCUGGAAGGGUGCUUGGCUUGCUUGACUGCCUACACUAUAUUUCUGUGCAUGGAGACACAUUAUGAAAAGGUUCUAAAGAAAAUUGCCAAGUACAUUCAGGAGCAAAACGAGAAGAUCUACGCUCCACAAGGCCUCCUCUUGACUGACCCCAUUGAGCGGGGACUAAGAGUUGUCGAAAUUACCAUUUAUGAAGACAGAGGUGUGAGCAGUGGAAGAUAAACCUUUGAUGUCAAAGGGACCAGCGAACCGGUUUCUGCUCCUUUCCUUGCUUCUGUCCUAGCACCCUUUCCUCUGCUUUCCUGAACUCCACGGUGCCAUUUACACAAGGACAAAACUUUUCAGACUCCUGUUCUUUCGUGGGGAGGCCCAGCGCAGGUGGGCAGCAUCCGCCUUGCUUUGUUCUACCUGAAGCUCCAGCGUCUCUCAGGUGGCCAAUUCCUUUGGCCCAGAAGACCAACCGGGAAUGACCUCAAGGCAGUGGGAAAACACUCGGUCGACUCUGGGCUUCUAUCCGCUUCUGGAGAAGAAAGCAACCAUGUGUUGCGUUUCCGAAAAUGAGGCCUAUCCUUAUGAAGUACGACCUGCUGAUUUGUCAAGAAGGGACCCAAGCCCCCAUCUUUGCUGACUAACUCCGCUAAGAAAUCGCAGAGGGGUUUUCAUUUUUACUGCUGGCGUAUUUUGGGAUAUGGAGCCCCCUGCUCUCAGUGCACAUUUGAUGACAAGAAGCCGUCAGCCGUGGGUUAAGAAAAAGGUGGCAGCCCCAAAAUAUGUCGUGUUAGCAAAAGUGUCACUUCUCGGCCCUCCUCCGCCUUUCAAUGUUGAAUAUGUAAAUGUAGGUAAUGAAUAUGCUUUUGGGGUUUUAUAGAUGUUUUAGUUUAGGGCAAACAGGUUUAGAACAACCUAGAAACGGUGUUCAGUGCGUCAGCUAUUUCUCCUUUCCCAGAUGUCGUCUCUGCAGUACUUCUACUUGUGCUCGACAUUCCAGCGUGAUGCUUACAAAAAUACCUGGAACAUUUUACCCCUGUAUCAAAAAUAAUAAUAAUCAAAGAUUCUUUGUUCCGUUCCCUCUUCUCUGUCAAAUGUGGGUUACUCUCUGUAUCUCGUUGACUCUAAAACGGCAAAGUAAUUCUGCUGCGUGGAAGAUUGCUCUUCUCUCAUGACCCAGGUAUUCGGGAGUUUGCCAAACAAGACCAGUUUUGAAACUGGUGGCGUAGUUUGUUCGUUCGUUCGUUUUUUUCUGUGAGCAAUAGAAGAGACACCAAUAGUGGAUCAAGGUUUUCAGGUGUAUAAUUCUCCAGUCCCCUUUCUUCAUUGUUUUCUUUAUCCUGUUUAAAAGUUUAAUAUUUGAAAUAUAUAUAUAUAGAAACUCGUGAGCUGUUUUUCUAAUCUGUAACAGUAUUUUGCCUUUUGCACCCGUUACACUUGACUUUGGGAAAUAAUGGCUUAGUAACCUUUUUUUCUUAAAUAAAUGGUCAUUUGCUAGCA